UUAGGCCAUACACUACACCGCGUGAUGUCACUCAUAGCGACCAAAUAACGCUGUGUUGCCAAGUCUCUCGGACACACAAUAACAACCGGUUGAAUGCAUAGUGUGUGUGCUCGCAUAUUACGUGUACAACACAUGCAAAAUCGUGAAGAAAUUUGGAACCGAAUGCAAUAGGAGCGCAAGCAACACAUGAGAUAAAAACCUUCUCGGACUAAGCUUUGGUGGAAGAAUAACGAAUUCAAGUGAUAUUUCAGUGAUACAAUGUCUUUACCAUUUUUACCAGGAAAUUCCUUCAACCCAAGGUUGGGGAGAGAUAAAUUCCACAAGUCACAGCACUUUGACUACAGCAAUGAAGUGCCCAUGUUGGUCGGAGGACACAAGCCUGGCAUCGGAGGAGACAAACUCCUGGGACAGACAUCUCAGCCCCAGACGAGCAACAUACCCCUUGGCCAAGGCAACGCUUCCCCAGCCUGGGUGGCAUUCGACAAGCAGGUCCUGCAUUUCGAUGCCUUCUUCCAGGAAGCCGUCCAUGAGAUGAGACAGCAGUAUCGCAUAAGGAAGUGCAAGAUCUACUUCUACCUGGAAGACGAUUCCAUUCAGGUCAUUGAACCUCUGGUUGAGAACAGCGGCAUCCCACAAGGAACCCUGAUUAGGCGGCACCGCAUUCCCCUCCCACCCCCCAACGAUGACCAGUUCUACACGGUGGAACACUUCAACGUCGAUCAGGAGAUCACACUCUACGGACGAACAUUCAAGAUCACCGGCUGCGAUCAGUUCACGUACAACUUCCUCAAGAAACUCGGAGUUCGCAUCAAGGCGCCCGCUGAAACACCAAAAGAUCCCUAUACCGGUUUCAGGAAAGGCAUGGAUGAAGCCCAACAGCCGUUACGGCCAUACGAGAAGGUCGACACGCUCAAGCAGUUCCUGGACCACGACCGCCACGUGCUGCGUUUCCUGUGCUUCUGGGACGACCGUGACAACAUGUUCGGUGACCUGCGAGAGUUCUACCUCCACUACUUCCUGGCAGACGACACCAUCGAGAUCAAGGAGAUCAUCCAGCCCAACGCGGGCCGCGACAAGACCCCCAUGUUCUUGAGGAGAGGGCGCAUGUCAAAGAUAUCCCCUGAAUCCCUGAGACAGCCCGGCGAGAUCACGGGCAGGACCGUACUCAACGUCUUUGGACCUACUGGUCACGGAGGGAGGUACAUUCUAGACAGUUUGAAGACCGGAGCUGUUCACUCUGAAUUUUACAUGGAGAAUGACCUGACGAUCGGCAGCACCAUCAACGCCAACGGACGUUGGCUGACUCUGGCCGACUGCGACGAUUUCACCAAGGAAUACUACAAGCAGAAAUACGGUGUCAAUGACUACAGUCCAGUUAACUACAGGAAUGAUCCGGCAGGAGCUAAUAAGCGUCACUGGCCUCCGUACACAGGCUUCGGCUCUGAGGAGGACUCCCUCUGCUCCUGCAUGGGGCUCCUGCCAAAGCCUCCACGUCGAGACUUCAUCAAAUUCAUGGAGAAGGACAGGCAUGGGCUGGAUAGCAACGUUAUUCGUUUUGUUGCUCGUCUUGACACCACCAAACCGAUCGACGUCGAUCGCCGCUUCAUCAUCUCAUACUUCUUGUCUGACGACACCGUCGCUGUCUUUGAGCCUCCUGAAAGGAACUCUGGCAUCAUUGGAGGCAAGUUCCUGGAGCGUGGCCGCAUCAAGAAGCCCAACCAAGCCAGGUUCGGAACGGAACUCUCCGAUUACUUCACUGCCAGGGAUCUCUACGUUGGUAGUCGUCUCAAUUUCCAUAGCUUCUUCUUCGUCCUUAUCGAUGCGGACGAGUACGCAUUCAGAUACAUGGAGAAGCACGCAGAAGAGUUUCCCAUGUCAAACAUUGGCUUCAUCUCUCAGAAGAUUAGUACCAUCGCUUCGCAACACAAGGAGAAGAUCAAGGAGUUCCUCAACCGCAACGAUCCCAGCAAUUCGGGCCAUCUGGAAUUUGAUCUGUUCAGGAACCUGCUAGUACAGCUAGGAGGAAGCCAGCUAUCAGAGCACGAGAUCAUCGUGCUCGCUCGGUACUACAGCGAUACCCAGGACGUGAAGCUGAGCGUGGAGACGCUGGUGUCCAUCGUCCAGGAGCAGCUGAAGAAGAACAGCUUUGAGAACUUUACCAAGCUCCUGGAAGGCUUCCUGCAGCACGACACAGAUAAGAGUGGUUACCUUGACGGGGCCUUGGUCCGCAGCACCUGCAAUGCUUUCCAUCUGCCGCUCCCUGAUGACCUCCUUAGAGCACUCAUCUCAAGACUUGAAGCAAACGAAGAUGGUCUCGUCAACUACAACGCCCUCGUCACUUAUCUGAACUGGCGUGACCACCCAAUGACCACCGCUCAGUACGUCGCACCGCCAGCCAACUUUGAUGAGUCGUGGACCGGCAAGGACAACGGCGACCGCGUAAAGAGGGUCAACUACAUCGCUCUGCUCCAGUCAAUUUUCCCAGACAUGUAAAAAAAAAAAAAGGACUAUUUGACACCUUAUUGUCACUGAACAGAGUAUCUAAGACUUGCACCCUUUUGAUGAUCCUGUCCUUAGCUUGUUGCAUGGAAUGUCAAUACCGGUUUAGAUAGUUUGCUGAAGAUUUCAAUAUUUACAUUUGGAAAAGUAGCAUAUGUUGUGCAUUACUUUGGUUGAAGGAGGCAAGAUAGAACACGAUGUAAAAGAGAAGGGGAAUUCACUUUUUCUUGGGUUAUUGUGACAAUACAUGUAGCACACUUUUUAAUCAAGCUGAGAAGGAAAGCCAAUAUAGACUAAUACAGAUAGCCGAACAUAUUCUUACGAGAAGAAAAAAUAUAUUCAAAAGAGUUUUUUCAUUUACCAUGAAUUUUAACCAUGGAUAUAAUCACUUGAAUUUUUAUGCUCCAUUGUUGCCUUUGAUUAACUUUUCGCAACGAGUUGCUGGAAUUUUUUCUCAACUGAUCCGUCCUUCUAGAAGCCGUUAUGCAUUAUAGUAUUCAUAGAAAUCUUAUACAUUCCGUCUAUGCACCUCAUACUUAAUAUUUGAUUAACUUUGAUUAACAUUUCGCAGCAUACGAGUUCAAGGAGAUGCUUAAAAUUUGUCUGUACUGAUCCGUCCAAGAGCCUUUAUGCAUUUGUAGUAUUCAUAGACCUCUUAUACCAUCCACCUAUGCACUUUCAAUUUACUAUGCGAUUAGAAAACAGAAACACUUGAAAUAAAUACUGAUUGCACUCUACACCUUAUCAACCUGCCAGGUAUAUUUUUGCGUCCAACGUCUUCAGUAUUGCACCAAUCGCUGAACAGAUUUCUCAAAUUAUUUGAUACACUUUGUGUGAAGAAUGUCAUUAAGUGUCUUGAAUUUUCGAGUUGAUUUGAAUAUAUUACGUGUCUUAACGACCAUCCGUCUCAUAUGUACUAUAUGCACCUAACAUAGAAUUAGGUGAACGCGAUAUUCUUCUAUAAGAGCUGUAAAUAUGUCUAUAAAAAGAUUUUUUUCUGUGUGUAUUAUAUGUGAAGAAUUGAUACUGCAUUUAUGAUCAUGUCUUAAUGUAUUUAUUUUCAGAUAUCGAACCAUAUUUUGGUAUAUGAUUCAGUUUGAUGUUAUAACUUAAAUUAGAUUAAAUUUUGUUCCCCCAAGAAUCUAUUAUCAAAUUCAAUAUAGAAGUUGGAACCCUUUGAGAAAGAGCAAUUAUUAUGAAUGGAUUAUUUUUAAAUGUUUUAAUCUAUAUAUAUACUUGUGUACAAAGGAAUAUGAAACAAAUAAAGAGCAUUUCAAAAGACAGAAA
Messenger RNA from Strongylocentrotus purpuratus (purple sea urchin), 3786 nucleotides. It is a transcript of the gene efhc2, whose product is annotated as EF-hand domain-containing family member C2. The coding region runs from base 259 to 2493 and encodes 744 amino acids. Gene Ontology annotation, cellular component: microtubule. The record is from RefSeq and is a predicted model, not a curated record. Gene Ontology annotation, biological process: regulation of neuron projection development. Gene Ontology annotation, molecular function: calcium ion binding. Lineage: Eukaryota; Metazoa; Echinodermata; Echinoidea; Camarodonta; Strongylocentrotidae. The transcript has 11 exons.